GAGUGGGCACAAGAAGGACUUUUUCUCUCCACUACUAGUGACCAAGCAUGUAAACUGUUUGAUUCAGCACUCACCCAGUUUUUAGGAUGGUAUGAUGAUGAUACAUUUGGUGGUUUGGAGAAGACACUAAAAGAUAUAAAAGUGGCUGAUCCAGAAUUUGUGAUGGGUCAUGUGAUGUCCAUAGGCUUGGACCUGAUAGGAACUGGAAGGACACUGCGAUUAGAUAAUAGGUUUAAACUAGAAAUGGAAAACAUUGAAUCUUUAGCCAAAAAACAAGCUAGUAUUUUAACUCCAAGGGAACAAAGUCAUGUUAAGGCUGUCCAGUUAUGGGCUGAUGGGUUUUUGGAUGAAGCCACUAAUGUGUGGGAAGAUAUACUUGUGAAACAUCCAACCGAUAUUUUUGCUCUCAAGAUGGCUCAUGACACAUACUUUUAUCUGGGCUACCAAUCCCAGAUACGAGAUUCAGUUGCUAGAGUUUUUCCACACUGGAAACCAACCACUCCACUUUACAGUUACCUUUAUGGUAUGUAUGCUUUUGGAUUGGAAGAAACGAACUUUUAUUCUAAAGCAGAAGAGAUUUCUCAAAAGGGGUUGGAACUUAAUCCAAAAGAUGCUUGGGCCACCCAUGCUCUUGCUCAUGUGUUUGAAAUGGAAGGUCGUACCAAUGAAGGAAUUGCUUUCAUGAGUUCAACAGUGAAGAACUGGGAGGGAGAACAUGAAGCAGCAGUGGAUAUCUUUGACACACAGGUUGGAAAGAGAAUACAUUCUGGAUCAUUACUGGACAUUGUUGAUGCUACCUCUCUUUUGUACCGCUUGGAAUUCGAAGAAAAAGUAAGGGGAUCAACUCCAGAGUUUCUGCUAAAGUAGGAAGUAAAAUUAUCCAAGCUCUCCUGGCUUAUGAUGACG
Limulus polyphemus (Atlantic horseshoe crab) is the source of this 906-nucleotide messenger RNA. Its product is annotated as tetratricopeptide repeat protein 38-like. The record is from RefSeq and is a predicted model, not a curated record. The transcript is spliced from 8 exons. The annotation marks the transcript as partial. NCBI's taxonomy places the organism in Eukaryota, Metazoa, Arthropoda, Merostomata, Xiphosura, Limulidae. Gene Ontology annotation, molecular function: protein binding.